Molecule: messenger RNA, 1308 nt
Organism: Olea europaea var. sylvestris
Lineage: Eukaryota; Viridiplantae; Streptophyta; Magnoliopsida; Lamiales; Oleaceae
Product: gamma carbonic anhydrase 1, mitochondrial-like
Exons: 5
Coding region: 150-956 (268 amino acids)
Source: RefSeq, a predicted model, not a curated record
UCAACCCGUCUAGCUUUCAGUCUCUUCACUUUGUGGUCUCCCCAGCUCUCCAGCCUUUCCCCAAAAACAAAUCCUCAGCCAAAAAACUUCCACUUCUAAAAGUCAAAACCCUAAAUAAUUUGCUACGCCAUUAGCACAACAAGAACAAGAUGGGAACAUUGGGAAGAGCAAUUUACGCCGUUGGAUUUUGGAUCCGGGAAACAGGUCAAGCCAUGGAUCGCCUCGGCUCACGCCUCCAGGGGAACUACCUUUUCCAAGAACAACUGUCGAGGCAUAGAACCCUCAUGAACUUGUUUGACAAAGUUCCUGCCGUUGAUAAGAGUGCAUUUGUGGCACCAAGUGCUUCGCUAAUUGGUGAUGUUCAUGUUGGUUCUAAUUCCUCCAUUUGGUACGGAUGUGUUCUCAGAGGUGAUGUUAACAGCAUCAGUAUUGGGACUGGGACGAACAUACAAGAUAAUUCCCUUGUUCACGUUGCUAAAUCUAAUCUUAGUGGGAAGGUCUUGCCAACCUCUAUUGGCAACAAUGUCACUGUAGGUCAUAGUGCUGUCUUACAUGGAUGCACUGUUGAGGAUGAGACAUUUGUCGGUAUGGGUGCAACAUUGCUUGACGGGGUGGUUCUAGAGAAACAAGCCAUGGUUGCAGCAGGUGCUCUUGUGAGGCAGAAUACAAGAAUACCUUCUGGAGAGGUGUGGGGAGGAAAUCCAGCAAAAUUCCUGAGGAAGCUCACAGAAGAAGAAAUUUCCUUCAUUUCCCAGUCAGCAAUCAAUUAUUCCAACCUAGCGCAGGCUCAUGCAGCUGAAAAUGCUAAGAGCUUGGAUGGUGUUGAGUUUGAAAAGGUUCUACGCAAGAAAUUUGCUAGACGGGAUGAAGAAUAUGAUUCGAUGCUAGGUGUAGUUCGUGAAACACCUACACAACUAGCUGUUCCUGAUAAUGCUAAAACUCCAAAGGCGGCUUAAUAUAAUUCUCAUGUCGAGUAGCUCUUAAAUUUUCAUUGACAUUUUGUUGUCUUAAGCGGUUACCUGGACAAAUCCCUGAGCUUCGUUUCUAAUAAUCCUUUGGCGCAGAUGAUGGAUCCUGAAAUGCAAUUGUUGCACGACACAUCUCAUCCUUUUUUUUGGUUAAAUGAAGGCUUUAUUUUCUUUUAAGAUUAUCAAUGCACAUGGAAUUGGAUUGUCCAAUUGUCCAAUAUGUCGUUUGUUAGUAAUAAGGGGGUACUGGCUCUUAUUUGUUUGCUUGGGUUUCUGUCACUGGAUGCACUUUCUUAUGUUUGUGCUCAAAUUGGAGAAUGAAGUCCUUUCAAUGAAGGUA